UAAAAUCUCAUCAAACACCAUUAUCAUUCUCCAAACUCAAUCCUCUCCACAGCUGGUGGCCAAAAGCUGUAGCUAAUCGACGAAUCCGCCGUCUGCAGCGUCCAUACUCAUAAGAACAUGAAGCACACAAAAAAGGUGUUGGCCGUAUCUGCAAUAAACCUAAGAGCUCCGCGCACGAAAGCGAAAGAAAACUUCAAAAGAAAAAGGAAGAAGCGACAGCUGGAAAGCUAAAGCCAGGAGAAUACAAAGGAUAGGACUGAACACGAGAAGAAGGUGAGUUGAUUUCUACGCAGAAAACAAGGUCCCGAGGAAGAAAAGCUCAAGGCCGCCGGCGACAGACAAUGGUCGGCGGAAAGCAAGUUUUCAUCGGAAUAUUCAAAAAGGGAAAGCAGAGGUAAGGGGGGCUGAGAGAGAAGAGCGCAUGCGUGGUGGCCGGCGAUGUACAGUCACCGGUCUGCACCCGGUCCCAAAGAUGCUUGGCAAUCACCUCGAUCUCGGGCCCCGACGCACGCCCUUCAACUGUUUGAUUAAAUUACCCAACAGGAAAACUUUCAUGCCAUUUGCUCCUUUAUUCAAGCUCGGGUCCCCUGUUAUUUAAUUAAGGGAUACUCGAAUACCCGUGGCCUUUAAAUUCUAUUCAGACGGGCUUUCUAGCUCACUCCGCCGCCAUAUAUAUCUCACUCACUCUGCUUCCUAGCUUGAGAGAGAGAGAGAGAGAGAGAAGAAGAAGAAGCCAGCUUUCAAGACGGGUCUUCCAGUGUGGAUGUUGGGGAUGGGUGCCGGCCGGUGGGAAGAUGACAUGAGCCGCCUUCUAGCCUUGCUCUUCCACCAGGGAGUGCUCGACGAGCAUUUCAUGCAGCUACAGCAGCUGCAGGACGACUCCUCACCGAACUUUGUGUCGGAAGUAAUCUCCAUUUACUUCCGAGAGUCUGAGAGGCUUCUAAGAAACAUCAGAACGCUGCUUGCGGAUCGAGAAUGCACGGAUUACAGAAAGAUUGGUGUUUGUUUGAACCAUCUAAUGGGCAGCAGUUCCAGCAUUGGCGCCAAUCUUGUUCGCAACGUCUGCGUCGCAUUUCGCGCAGCUUCAGAGCACUGUAACUGGGCUGGGUGCCUCCGCUUGUUGGCUGUGCUGGAACACGAGUACUGUUACCUCAAGAACAGGCUUCAUGAACUCUUUCAGAUAGAGCAGCAGAGAGUGCUGGCUGAUAGAGUUAGAUAUCACCCUGUUCUGCAAUGAGGCGAGUUGGAGAAGUCGACGACAGGGAUCAAUGGAUUUGAAUUCUUAGUGGUUGAUUGAUUAAAUUGAGGAGGAGUAUUAAAUGGUUGUUAUGAGGUCAGGGGAGUUGUAAGGCGUGUCUGUACUUGUUGUUCCAAAUAAUUUAUUGUUUACUCAUGAGUCUGCUGCGGCUCUUUUA
Messenger RNA from Phalaenopsis equestris, 1415 nucleotides. Its product is annotated as pseudo histidine-containing phosphotransfer protein 6. Gene Ontology annotation, cellular component: cytoplasm; nucleus. The transcript is spliced from 5 exons. The record is from RefSeq and is a predicted model, not a curated record. NCBI's taxonomy places the organism in Eukaryota, Viridiplantae, Streptophyta, Magnoliopsida, Asparagales, Orchidaceae. Bases 764 to 1237 code for a protein of 157 amino acids. Gene Ontology annotation, molecular function: protein histidine kinase binding; histidine phosphotransfer kinase activity. Gene Ontology annotation, biological process: phosphorylation; phosphorelay signal transduction system; cytokinin-activated signaling pathway.